Messenger RNA from Thlaspi arvense, 2721 nucleotides. NCBI's taxonomy places the organism in Eukaryota, Viridiplantae, Streptophyta, Magnoliopsida, Brassicales, Brassicaceae. The record is from the annotation of a GenBank genome assembly.
UUUUCUUACAGUAACGUUAAUGGGUUCCAAUUAUCCGUUAAUGGAUAAACACGCGUCACUCCUCGGGAACAGCCGUUCAUGGCGCUCUGUGCUGCUCUCCGAUCUCCCUUCUCUCCCCGGAGAUUCUCUCCGAUUCGCAGAACCAUCGCUCCUUUUCAGACCAAUGUCGUUGCUUCGUCGUCCUCGUUUACACUGCCUUUGCUGUUCCGUUCCGUCGCUACCGGCGGCAGACUUUUCCCGCGCAGCCCGGCGGCGAAACAGCAGGUUGAGCAGGAUGAGGCUGGAUUCGAUCAACCGCCGUCUCAGGAGCUGGCGAUAGCGUCGGCGUGUUUGGUCGGUGUCCUCACCGGAAUCAGUGUGGUUCUGUUCAACAAUUGCGUUCACUUGCUCCGAGACUUCUCCUGGGAUGGGAUCCCUGAUCGUGGAGCUUCGUGGCUUAGAGAAGAACCGAUCGGUUUCAAUUGGUUGCGCGUCAUCCUUGUACCGACCAUCGGCGGUUUGCUGGUCAGCGUCCUCAAUCAGCUCCGAGAAGCUGCUGGAGAUUCCGCCGCGGAUUCUGAUUCUAGUCUCGAUCGUUUAAAGGCGGUGGUGCGUCCCUUCCUUAAGGCUGUCGCCGCAAGUGUGACGCUCGGGACCGGAAACUCGCUGGGGCCGGAAGGUCCAAGUGUUGAAAUCGGAGCUUCAAUCGCAAAAGGAGUAAACUCUCUCUUCAAUAAAAGUCCUCAAACGGGUCUCUCACUUCUUGCCGCCGGCUCAGCCUCCGGAAUUUCCUCUGGGUUCAAUGCAGCUGUAGCUGGAUGCUUCUUUGCAGUUGAGUCCGUUUUGUGGCCUUCAUCAAGUGAUUCAUCAACAUCACUUCCAAACGCAACUUCAAUGGUUAUUCUUAGUGCUGUUACUGCUUCUGUGGUUUCAGAAAUCGGCCUUGGCUCUCAACCUGCGUUUAAGGUUCCUGACUAUGACUUCCGCUCUCCAGGAGAACUUCCACUCUAUCUUUUGUUGGGCGCUCUGUGUGGAUUGGUCUCGCUGGCAUUAUCUCGAUGUACAUCAUCCAUGACAUCUGCUUUCGACAGUCUUAACAAGGAUGCUGGGAUACCAAAGGCUGUAUUUCCUGUAAUGGGUGGCUUAACUGUGGGUAUCAUAGCUUUGGUGUACCCUGAAGUCUUGUAUUGGGGUUUUGAGAACGUUGAUAUAUUGUUGGAGUCUCGUCCAUUUGUGAAGGGCCUUUCAGCUGAUCUUUUGCUACAGCUUGUUGCGGUCAAGAUAGCUGCAACCGCAUUGUGUCGGGCUUCUGGACUGGUCGGUGGUUACUAUGCUCCUUCUCUCUUUAUUGGCGGUGCAGCAGGAAUGGCCUAUGGGAAGUUUAUUGGACUUGCUUUGGCUCAGAAUCCUCAAAUCCAUCUCUCUAUCCUGGAAGUGGCGUCGCCACAAGCUUAUGGUCUGGUUGGAAUGGCUGCUACACUUGCCGGGGUUUGUCAAGUUCCUCUUACAUCGGUACUACUGCUAUUUGAACUCACACAGGACUAUCGUAUAGUGUUACCACUACUGGGAGCUGUAGGCAUGUCUUCAUGGAUUACAUCUGGACAAUCAAAGAGGCAAGAAACUAGGGAAACAAAAGAAACGAGGCAAAGAAAGAGCCAGGACGCUGCACAGCCUCUGGCGACGUCUGACGAUGGAUCAUCAACGAAUAACCUUUGUGAAGUUGAAAGCUCUCUUUGCAUUGAUGAGUCAAGUAUCCAAGCUGAGGAGCUGCCGAAGAGUAUCUUUGUCUCAGAAGCCAUGCGAACAAGAUUUGCCACUGUUAUGAUGAGCACUUCUCUGGAAGAGGCAAUCACUCGUAUGCUGAUAGAGAAACAAUCAUGUGCUUUGAUUGUUGAUCCUGACAACAUCUUUCUCGGCCUGCUUACACUUUCAGACAUUCUGAAAUUCAGCAAAGCAAGAAAAGAAGGCAGCAAGGGACCCAAGGAGUUUUUCGUUAAUGAAAUAUGUUCCACGAGCGGAGGAGGAUGUAAAGUCUCGUGGACUGUUACACCUGAUAUGGAUCUUCUCGCUGCACAAACAAUCAUGGACAAGCAUGAAAUUUCUCAUGUCCCAGUCGUUUCAGGCAGCAUUGAUUCCCACAGAAUACACCCUGUUGGGGUCCUAGAUAAAGAAUGUAUCACAGUAACACGCAGCGUAUGUAGCUCUAGCAACCAGAAUGUUCCUCGUCUGAGUCAAUUCUCUGCAUUCGUAAACGGGUUUGCUUUGUAACUUUUCCUGAGCUGACCAUGAUGAUUUCAAUCCUUUUCAUCUGUGAGGCUCGGGGCCAAAUUUUGUUCUUUAUAUUAAGAGAAUUGGGGAGAAAAGAGUUGGCUGGUGCAGCGUGGAUAGAAGAAGUUCGUGUUCUGCAUCUGUUGGUUGAAAUGGUGGAAGCUCCAUAUCCCGCUUAAGGUGUUGAUCAAUCCAAAGGGAAUACAAACAUGGAACGUGGUUACUGAGAAAAUCUUCAGUCUUUUUUUGAGACUAAAGAUACUGCACUCAAGUGAUUCGUUACCAUUUCAUAUUUUUUUUUUACAGAUUGUUACUGUAGCUUACUCAGAUAUUUGUCUAAUUUGUAAAUUGCUAGUUGGCUUUGUAUCAUAUUGAGAAAGUUUUGACUACUUGAAGACUAUGACAGUGUCAACGAUUAUAAGGGUUUCUCUUUUCCACUAUUUUCUAUAUUGAAGAACAUAAAUUUUUAUGGAA